This is a messenger RNA of Dovyalis caffra, 3879 nucleotides long. The record is from the annotation of a GenBank genome assembly. NCBI's taxonomy places the organism in Eukaryota, Viridiplantae, Streptophyta, Magnoliopsida, Malpighiales, Salicaceae.
AUGGCAGAGGAAGGAGAUCAUAGAAACUACUCUAGUACUACUAGUUCUAAUGAAUGUUCACCGACUGUAGGCACUGACACACCAGUAAUGGCAACUCCUCUGAGGAAAGUGUGUGACAGAAUUCUGGGUUUUGCCAGUUCUUGCAGAAGGAAUACAGCUCCUUAUGGUAGAAGAAUUUUUCACAGAGAUGUUGAACGAGAAGAGUUCCAGUACGGAAACACUCACUGCCUCUCCUCUUACUACAGUGUUUUUGUAGUUCGCCUGGCUAUCAUGGUUAUGCUCGCAAUUUUGAUCGGUCUGCUAACAAUACUAACAUGGCAUUUCACAAGAAGCUAUACAAAGAAGUCAUUAGAUACCUUAGCUUCUGGCCUUCGAUAUGAACUUCUGCAACGCCCGAUAUUAAGAAUGUGGAACGUUUUGAAUUCCACAGCUGAAAUAACUGCAGCCCAGGUUAAGCUAUCAGAGUAUGUGAUCAGACGGUACAGCAAGCCAACCAAUCAAGCAGAACAAGUGGAGCUGUAUGAAGUGAUGAGGGACGUAACAUGGGCGCUGUUUGCGAGUCGUAAAGCUCUCAAUGCAAUUACCAUAAACUAUAGAAAUGGUUUUGUCCAGGCUUUCCAUCGGGAUCAUAGGAGUAACAACACUUUCUACAUCUACUCCGAUCUUGUGAACUACUCAAUCAACGCCAAAGGGCCUUACGAUACAAAUAUGUUCUCGUCGCAUCAAGCAUGGAAUGAUCAAUCCAUCCACGGUAACUUCUCUGCAAUUUGGUAUCGUGAACCACUCGAUCCUAACUCAGGUGAAAAGAUAGGAAAAGCAAGGCCAAUUCCACCAGAUGAUCUUAUCAAUAUUGCUGGCCUUUCGCAAGUACCUGAUGGGGUGGCUUCAUGGCAUGUGGCAGUAAGCAAGUAUACAGAUUCACCACUGCUUUCAGCGGCUUUGCCGGUGUGGGAUGCUUCCAAUAAAAGCAUCGUGGCCGUUGUAGGUGUUACUACUGCUCUCUACAGCGUUGGUCAAUUGAUGAGAGAGCUUGUUGAAGUCCACAGUGGAUACAUAUAUCUGACCUCUCAAGAGGGUUAUUUACUGGCUACUUCCACAAAUGCUCCUCUUUUAACAAAUUCAACAACAAGGCCCAAUCUUAUAAUGGCUGUCGAUACUGAGGAACCCACAAUAAGAAUGGGAGCUCAAUGGUUGGAGAGAGUCUAUGGAAACAGGUUUCAUCCAGGUCAUGUUGUUCAUGUGGAGAGUGCAAAACUUGGCAAGCAGCAAUAUUACAUCGACUCCUUUUUUCUAAAUCUUAAGAGGCUUCCUAUAGUGGGGGUGAUCAUCAUUCCAAGAAGAUAUAUAAUGGGGAAGGUAGAUGAGAGAGCAUUCAAAACAUUGGUUAUACUCAUUUCUGCAUCUCUAUGUAUCCUAUUCAUUGGAUGCGUCUGCAUUUUGAUUCUCACAAAUGGAGUAUCAAAGGAGAUGAAACUAAGAGCAGAACUGAUAAGCCAUCUUGAUGCAAGGAGAAGGGCAGAGGCAUCAAACAACUACAAAAGCCAGUUUCUGGCAAACAUGAGUCACGAAUUGAGGACUCCUAUGGCUGCAGUGAUUGGGCUGCUGGACAUUCUUAUCUGUGAUGAUUGUCUCACAAAUGAGCAAUACGCAACUGUUACGCAGAUCAGAAAAUGCUCCACGGCUCUACUCCGGCUUCUUAACAACAUUUUGGAUCUGAGCAAGGUUGAAUCUGGAAAACUGGUUUUGGAAGAUGCUGAGUUUGACUUGGGGAGAGAACUUGAAGGACUUAUUGACAUGUUCUCUGUUCAGUGCAUUAACCACAACGUUGAGGCUGUUUUGGAUCUGUCUGAAGAUAUGCCGAAACUAGUUCGAGGAGACUCUGCCAGAGUUGUUCAAAUAUUUGCAAAUCUGAUAAGCAAUUCUAUAAAGUUUACGACAACGGGUCACAUUAUUCUGCGUGGCUGGUGUGAGAACCCGAAUACCUAUAAUGAAACGACAGAGUUUCAUCUUGAUCAGAAGAAAAUGCGCUGUGCACUUAAGCCAAAACUUAGGCAACAAGGGAAUCAUAUGAAGAAGGCCUGUAAAAAGGAAAACAAAAUGAUUCUUUGGUUUGAAAUUGAUGACACAGGCUGUGGAAUUGAUCCAAGCAAAUGGGAGUCUGUAUUUGAAAGCUUUGAACAAGCUGAUCCAUCAACAACUAGAUUGCAUGGUGGCACUGGUCUUGGACUAUGCAUAGUUAGAACUUUGGUUAACAAGAUGGGUGGAGAAAUAAAGGUUCUGAAGAAGAAUGGACCUGGAACUCUAAUGCGAUUAUACUUGCUUCUCAAUACACCUGUAGAUGGUGCAGACCUACAUUGCCAAGUAGAUUUUGCUCGUCACAAUGCCGUGGUACUGUUGGCACUAUAUGGCAGCAUGGGCAGAAUUAUUAUGUCCCAGUGGUUGAGUAAAAUUGGAUUGACCACUUUAGGGGUUUCUGAGUGGAAUGAACUGACACAAGUUCUUUGGAAACUCUUUCGCGCCAGAAGGCGCGAGAAUGGCUUUGAUGUUCAGUGUUCUUUGAACGAAACAUUAAAAUCUGAAGUGCUCAACAUUGAGGAUAUGAAGGACCCUAUAUUCAUCAUAGUUGUUGACAUAGGAUUGCUUGACUUGAGCACAGAUAUAUGGAAGGAACAGAUUAACUUACUUGAUAAAUUCUCUGGAAAAGCCAAGUUUGCAUGGAUGCUCAAUCAUGAUACUUCAAACGCAAUAAAGAUGGAGCUUCGCAAGAAGGGGCAUUUACUGAUGGUUAAUAAACCGCUUUACAAGGGGAAAAUGAUUCACAUUUUGGAAACCAUCAUAAAGGAGAGAGAUCUUGAGCAUCAAAAGAAAAGUCCGAAUGCUGCAAGAGCUACGACAAAAGGCGGUGACAUGCAUGAAUGUCUUGAGAUUGAUUCCACCCAUUUUGACACUGUCAGCUCUGAAGAAUCUGAUACGGCUGAAACAGGUGAUUCCAAUUCUCCAAGCACAUUUCAUCUCAGAGAAAAUCAAGAAGAAAGAGAAACGAUCACAAAUCAAUCACCAUGCCAAACAUUUAAGAAGUGCUUAGUUGAAUUGACUGAUGUUGAUGCAGAAUCAAGAGAAGAUCCAUGUCAAAUUAGGCCCAAUUUGCCAAGCACCCAAUAUGGAAAAGAUAUACUAGUCUGCAACAAGCAAGCACCCUUUUCAACUGCAACUCAAAAUAAAAGUUCUAAACACGAAGAACGAAAUUCAGAAAGCAGUAGUCAUAAAGAACAAGGCAAUUCGUAUUCAAGCAAAGCAGGGAAUCAACAGAAGGCUCUUGACAACUUACGGAUUCUGCUUGCGGAAGAUACACCUGUUCUUCAGAGAGUUGCAACCAUCAUGCUAGAAAAAAUGGGGGCUAAAGUUAUUGCUGUGGGAGACGGACUACAAGCAGUUGAAGCUCUGAAUUGCAGUUUGAGUGAAAAAGAUUGUAGAAGGGAAUCCCCUAGAGACGAUGAAAAUACAGCUUUACAAACUGAUAUUCAGGAAUCCCCACCAUAUGACUUGAUCCUAAUGGACUGUCAGAUGCCGAAGAUGGAUGGUUAUGAAGCAACAAAAGCAAUCAGGAAAUCAGAAGCUGGAACUGGCUUGCACAUUCCUAUUGUUGCAUUGACUGCCCACGCAAUGUCGUCAGAUGAAGCUAAAUGCUUGGAGGUUGGCAUGGAUGCUUAUCUAACAAAGCCAAUUGACUACAAGUUGAUGGUGAAAGCUAGAGAUGUUGUAAAUGGUAUGACUAAUGAAAAUGUUGUUGAUGUCGUGAGUUAUGAGAGGAAUGUAGUCGAUGAUGAGGGCAAUAGAGAGAGCUUAGGGAUUGCCAUGAGUAAAGAUAUAAGCGAGUGA